CUGCUGGUCCCCGGAGCUUUGUGUUGCGCCCCCUCCCCGCUUACAUGAUGUGUCUGAGAACUGGUGGCCCCCUAGUCAGGACGCCAUCAGGCUCGGGACCCCUUUGUGCCGGGCGCUGUGCGAAGGCAGAGAUGUCUGCCCCAGUGCCUCCUGCCCCACAGCUGGGUCUCGCCUUUUUAGGGCUGCUGACCAACCUCUCUUUGUUUUGUUUUGUUUCUCUUUCUCCUCUCCCUUGCUCUCCUUGUGAUAAGUUUCAGUUAUUGAACAAAGAUCACGCCCCCCUCACCAGGGGUGAUGGUGGGUGACUGGUGAUUGAAAUGUGUGAAGAACCUGAUCGCUUCUGUGCACUGAUUCAGUGACUUCUAAAACAUAUCUAGAUUAGAUGGGGAGAGUCUGGCAAAAAUUAAACCUUCAGAUAUUUUGGGUAGAGAGAGGCCAGAAACCAUUUUUUCAACCACCAAACCGAAACCCAGUGUGAUUCAUUUCUGGAAGGCAUUGAACUGUUGCUGUUGAACCUCCCUCUCCAGUAUUGUUUUCUUUAAUAACAAAUCAGGCCAGAGCUCUCCCUGGGUCCGUGUAGGACACAACACCCCACACCCAAUAACAAUUGCCAAACCCACCCACACUGUCACAGGAGAAGACUCAUGUCUCUUCUCUCCCCUCCCUAUUCAGGGUGGGAAGCAUAUAUCACCAUCUUCUCCGAAUUCAUCACAGUCUCCUUUCCCCAUGGAAGGGUAGGACUAAGUACACCAUGCUAAGCUUUUUCUGGAGUAAAGACAGAAUGUUUCAUUGUUAAGACAAGGAGAAUAAGUGUUGCUAAAGUUGGACUCGGAAUGUUUCACACUGAUAUUUGAGUCUGUAGAUCCUGUCUGACUCCCAUUGUCUUAAUUUUCAUUCAAUGGCACGGCUCCAAAUACUGAGAUUUGUUUUCCUAAUAAGAUGAAGGAUUUCGGGGCUGAAGAACAAAUGAGCAAUGAAGCUUUCUGGCUGUUCAAGCAGUUAAAUCUACAUUUGGAGCAAGAAUGGAAGUUUCAGCCUAGGGAGAAGGGGCUGAGCCUGAUUGAGCGCACGGCUGAGAAUGAAAACACUUUAUGUCCAAGACUAAGGAAUGCCAAGGUUGAAGAUCUGUGGAGUCUGACCAGUUUUUUUGGAUUUACAACUGAAACAUUUGUCCUGGCUGUCAACAUUCUGGACAGAUUCUUGGCUCUUAUGAAGGUGAAACCUAAGCAUCUAUCUUGCAUUGGAGUCUGUUGUUUUCAACUGGCUGCCCAAAUCAUUGAAGAGGAAUGCAAUAUUCCAUCCACUCAUGAUGUCAUCCGGAUUAGCCAAUGUAAAUGCACUGUUUCUGACCUGAAACGGAUGGAAAAAAUAAUUUCAGAAAAACUGCACUUUGAAUUUAAAGCUACUACUGCCUUAACCUUUUUGCACUUGUACCAUACUAUUGUACUCUGUCAUACCUCAGAAAGGAAAGAAGUACUGAACCUUGACAAAUUGGAAGCACAGCUGAAAGCUUGCAAUUGCCGAUUAGUCUUCUCUAAAGCAAAACCAUCCAUAUUGGCCUUGUGUCUUCUCACUCUGGAAGUUCAGACUUUAAAAUCCAUUGAGCUGUUUGAAAUUGUUCUGCGUGUUCAAAAGCAUUCAAAGAUAAGUGACAGUGACUUACUCUACUGGCGAGAGUUGGUUUCAAAAUGCCUAGCAGAUUAUUCUUCUCCUGAAUGUUGCAAACCAGAUCAUAAGAAGUUGGUUUGGAUUGUUUCAAGACGUACAGCCCAGAAUCUACAAAAUAGUUACUGCAGUGUUCCUGAGUUGCCAACUAUACCAGAGGUUGGAUGUUUCAAUGCAAGUGAGAAUGAAGACUCCUGUGAAGACAUGAGCUGUGGAGAAGAAAGUCUUAGCAGUUCUCCUAGUGAUCUAGAAGGCAACUUCUUCUUUGACCUCAAACCUAAAUCUAAGUGGAAAGCUCUCAACUGUCAGUCUUAGUACAAUUUAAUUGCACUAGAGCACAGUUUUUAAAUGUACCAUAGGUUUUCUUGGCAAUAAUAGAGUAGGUAGUAUCCAGGCAAGAGUUGCCAUGGAAUAUCUACGUGCUUAUAAAGCCUGCCUUUUUUUUAGAUUCUGAUUUAAGCAGCCAUUUAGGUACCCGUUCAGCAAAAUACUUACACAGCCAUAGUCCUGUUGAAGUGGACUACUCUUGUGAGUAAAACGAUGCAUGUGGACCAGUACCUUGCUGAAUUCGGUCUAAAAGUAUAAUGGGCUAGUAUUUCAAAUGGUAAAACUGCUUUGGAGUGCACACACAGUCUUCAAGAAAAGAGGUUGUAUGUGCUCUAUUGUACUCAUUUCUUUUGGGGCAGGAAGUAUUUUAACCAAAAUUGUAUAUUUUAAUGGUGUACUCCUGAAGAUUUUAAAAUCUUUGCUUUUUAAACUUCAGGAAUCCUUGUUUAAUCAGGAAUAUGCAUGAUCUCUUUUGGGAGGAAUAUAGACUUAAAUACCUUUAAACCCAUUCAUACGAAUGAUAGUCUAGUAUGUAUGUGCCAGGGUUUAUUUUAGUAUUUUUCAUUUUAAACUAAUGCAGAAUAAGCUUAUGCUGAAUUUCAUAAUAUGAACUUCAGUGUUUAAAAUUUUAGUGUGAACAAGACAAUUCAUACUAUUAGACUAGAAGUAUUAACAUAUUAAAUUUGAUAAGUCAACAUUCCUUUAAAUAUUUAACCCUUGUAGUUGAUUUCAGUAUUCUUCUACUGUCAAAUGACUAAAUCCAUAUUCAGACUGGUUUGCAUGUUUAUGUGAAAGCUGUUAGUGCAAGAGGAGUCGGUAUUAUGCAGAAAUGUCAGGUAAAUGUGAAGUUUGAUAAAGUAGUUGAUAUAACGGCAGAAACUUUGGUAAUUUUUUUGCAUUUUUGUUGAAGCACACAGAUUAGUAUGAUUGCAUUUCACUAGAGUAUGGACAGCUAGGAAAAGAGGAAAUUCACUCUAGAGAAUAACGGUACAUGUGUGGUAGUGCCAACAUAAAAAGGUGAAGGGGCAAAAAAACGACACGCUGAAGUUUAAUGUUUGUAGAAGUAAACAUCUUUCUAGGAUGUGCAGAUGUGAAUGGUGACAUAAGUUCCUAAAUGUUAUAUUCUUUCAGUUUUAUAAACUUAUACAAAAGUUUACAAAAUGUAUAAAAAAAUGUAAAUUUAAAAAAUGUACAGAAAAAUCUUAACUUUAAAUGAACAAAAAAGUACUGUAUUUUUUUACAUUGUGUAUGUAACUUUCUGUAGGUAGCUUGCAUGUGGAUAUUAAUUUAUUGUUUGUUCUGUAUGAUACAAAUACUGUCUAUUGAAGUCUUGCUUUUUCUGCAGCAGGCCUCAACAUCCAACAAGAUAUUUUCUGAAUCCCAACCUACUGUUUUGCUUCAUUUCAGAAUAAAAAUAAAGCAGUUGUAUUUCUGUUUGUGUAAAUCUAUUGCAAUCAAAGACUUAUCGUGAAGUUAUAUCAGCUGCUCUA
Messenger RNA from Chelonoidis abingdonii (Abingdon island giant tortoise), 3482 nucleotides. It is a transcript of the gene CCNG2, whose product is annotated as cyclin G2. NCBI's taxonomy places the organism in Eukaryota, Metazoa, Chordata, Testudines, Testudinidae. The record is from RefSeq and is a predicted model, not a curated record.